Molecule: messenger RNA, 5730 nt
Organism: Nilaparvata lugens (brown planthopper)
Lineage: Eukaryota; Metazoa; Arthropoda; Insecta; Hemiptera; Delphacidae
Product: deubiquitinase DESI2
Exons: 6
Coding region: 337-954 (205 amino acids)
Biological process (GO): protein deubiquitination
Molecular function (GO): deubiquitinase activity
Source: RefSeq, a predicted model, not a curated record
UGAAUUAUAUCAAUCGGUACUUACAUCUUACAUCCCCAUGCCCUUACCCUUUGAAAAUUUUAUUUUAAUUUUAAAAUUUUUCAAUUUUAUAGUAAUUAUUGAAUUGAAAGCCGCCAACAAACUUUGACAUUUAUGAUAGAAUGGCCAGCCUGCUCUUGUAAUAUAGACGGAACAAAAUUGUUCGUCUUUCCUUAUCUUUAGAGGAUUCAUGGUUAUAAGAAAAAUUGGUUAAGUUUUGUGUUAUCAUUUUUCUAUUAAUCAAUAUGUAGUAAUAAUAAUCCAGAAUGUGUUUGGCACUUAUCUAUAACUCUUAUAUUGUUGACAUAAGUAGCCCAUAUGUUUCCAUCGUACUGGAGGAAUUUAGGGUGCAAUCUGCAGUUCCCUAGCUGUAUAGCUCAUCCAAGCGACAGUGAAGAAAGAUUGUUCAGCGGUAACAUGGCUCGAGAGCCUAUUAUUCUUAAUGUUUAUGACAUGUAUUGGAUAAAUGAAUACACAACACCUAUUGGACUUGGUGUUUUCCACUCAGGAGUUGAAAUCUAUGGACAGGAGUAUGCAUACGGAGGACAUCCUUUUCCAUUCUCUGGAAUUUUUGGAAUCAGGCCGAGAGACACGAAUGAACUUGGAGAACAGUUUCGAUUCAGACAAUCCAUACAUGUGGGAAACACAGACUUCACAGAGCAGGAUGUCAGAAGAAUAGUUGAUGAAAUGGGAAAAGACUUCAGAGGGGAUCGUUAUCAUUUAAUGAACAAAAACUGCAAUCAUUUUUCAGGCUCCCUAACUCAGACUCUUUGUGGCGAAGACAUUCCGUCGUGGGUGAACCGCCUGGCCUACUUCAGCACAUGUGUGCCGUUCCUGCAGCGCUGCCUGCCGCGAGAGUGGCUCACCCCCAUGGCGCUGCAACACUCCAUCAGCCAUCACAGAGAAGCCUCCUCAUCGCCCGACACACCCUUGUAACACACACUCACUCCCCCCUCCUCCCCCUCCUCCUCUCCAGUGCCACAUAAAGUAACACCUCCACCUCAUACAUGCGUACGACCAUGUGUGAUGCACAAUUCUCUCACAAAACGCUGCCUCCUCUCUGAACAAUUGUUGCUAAAUUGACGUGGGGAAAGCUGUGUAUGUAAAUAACAUUUAUUUUAAUAGGCAAUUGUUAUCGAACGUGUAAAUAUUCACAUUUGCUAUGACUGUUGAUUGUAACAAAUUUACUCGCAACUUUUAACUUCAAAUUGUAUUAUUUGUUUUGUCUUUUCAAUUGUAUUUUAUGGAAUUUGUUGAUUGUUUUAAAUUUCAUGUUCUUUAAAAUAUUCAAUUUUAUAAAAUGAAAGAUUCUCUGACUGAUAAUUAAUUCUCUAUAAUCUUUCCUAGUAAAACAUCAUUUCAAUUGAUUGCUAAACAACCGUAAGCUAAGCAAUCUCAGUUGAUUGUAAGUUGAUUACAAUCAUUCAAAAAAACUAUAUUUUGAUAUAGGCUACCAAUAUUGUGUUAUUACAGCGUGGGCUUAUAAAAGUGCAUUCUAACAGUAACUACGUUCAAAUUUGAAAAACUUUUGGACUAUUCAAAAACUGAAUAGGAUUUUUAUUCAAUGAAAUGCAUUAUUCUUAGAUUCUCCUCCAAUAAUUAAGCCUGAUUUUGGUUUUUCCUAGCUAUCAAGAUGUUUUUAUCACUUCUAGACUCAAAACUGCAUGGUGUGAAUAACUUAUGGAUAAUUCAUCAGACACUAACUAUAAAGCAUCAUGAUUCACGCAAGAUGUUAGAGAAUUUCAACUCUAGGCAAGUUUGUGCGUAGUCAAAGGAGGACAAACUAAUACUGAUGAUUAAAUUAUUGGAGAGGGAGAGAACAUCUCAUUUGAAGAGUUAUUGUAGUGAGAAUCUGAAAUAGAUGCAUUGAUUGGAUACCAUAAUUUGAGUGGUUGACAUUUCGGUAGAAGAACCAACAUGAAUGAGAAUGCAGUCAGAGUAAAAAGCUUUAUUAGAGCAGGCCAAAUAUUAGCUGAGAUGCCACAAUCAUUUUCCAAUCCAUUAAACGAAAGACAUGAAUUUUUGUGGUAGUUAUAAAGGAAUCACUUUUCUGAUUGUGAUCUUUAAACUAGGUAUUUUAGACUUAAGACUCUAUUAACAUUGAUUUGUGAAGAUUUCCAAGAAUUAGAAUACUUCAUUCCAUUGAGGCAAGAUACAAUACCGUAGUAAACGUUCAAAAAUACAAUAAGGUGAAGGUUUUUAAUGCCACAAACAGAUUAAAGAUUUCAUAGAUACAAUAGAUGGGAUUAAGGAGAUUCUCCCAUUCUUCUUCGAAUUGCCCAGCUGUAAUAGGAAAAAUAUUGAUGAAUGUUUCAUAGAUAAAUGGCAGGGACUGUUCCAAAUUAUAUUCAACAUUGUGUAGGGUGUUGAAGCUAACAUACUCAUUUAUUGUGAAUCAUUAAUUAUAAUUCAAUAAUUAUUAAUAUUCUAAAAUAGCAUUGAUUGUCUGAAAUACUAUUUUCAAGGUUGUAUUGUUUAAGAAUGGUUAAAUUAGACUAGGACUUAUCCUAAAGGUCUCUUAUGAUUAUACAAAUUAAAUUGACUACAAUAUGUAUUGAUAUUCCCCACACUAAAGAAUACUAUUUUGUGUUGUAUAGACGUAUUUCGAAAUUUAUUCAGUUACACAAUUUAUAUUUCACCACUCUAGACUAUGAGUUCAAACACUCUUCUCUAUUAUAAUAAUGCCGAGUACAAAUUACAAAGUAAACUAAUCCCCUAUAACAUUAAUUUUAUUAGUGACUAAAGUUGAAGGUUUCUGCCAAAACAAUCAAUUUCGUAUGAUCAAUUCAUAAAAACAAAACAGGGCAUCUAUCCCCCUUUCUAAUCAAGUUUUAUAUCCUUGGAUUGUCCAGGUUGAUUUGUGGGUUCUUAUUUUUUAGAACUCUGCUCACAACAAUUUAUUAAAAAACUUUACUGUGAUUUCAUGCAGUAGUUUAACGAAAAGAGUAAUAUUAUAACAAUUAAUUUUGAAUUUAGAAAGAUCCGAAUUCAUAAUAAAAUUCCUUCUACUUAGCACUCAAAACUAAAUAUUAAUUUGAUAUUUGACUCGAAAAGUGCCAAUGCAUUCUGAUUUGUAUUAACGAUAUUCUGCUAGAAUAAUAUUCUACUUCUUCCUCUUGUAAUAUCACACAAACAAGUAGCUUUAUACUUUUUUUGAUGUCAAUGAUAUUGUUCCAUUAUCCGAUCUAAGUACAGCUGCACACUGCCAAACUUGAAAUGAUUGAGCCUUUCGAUUUUUAAAUGGAAAUUAUUUUUUUCAAUAUUUAUUGGGUUGUCACAAAAUUUUAACUCUGACGUAACUUAGUAUUUAUUUAUAAUGACAGUUAAAGUAAUAUAAAUAGUCUGUAUCUUUUGCAUCCACCCAAAUUUAACGAAUGACAAAGCAAUGUUUAACUUUGUAAUAUUUUGCAUCCACUUAAAUUUUACGAUGGUUGUCCGUAAAUUAAUAUCUUCAAUGUUCUAUCAACUUGUCAAUGUAGCCAUAAUUCAGAAUUAAUUGGCUUUUUGAACGCCUGGAGAAUAAUCAGUAGCUUUUUUCUUCAAAUAAGAAAAUGAAUUCCGUUACCUCUAUCAAUAUUUUGAUCAACUCAACUGCUACCGAAACCGGAACAGUUGUGGCUUUGAUCAUCCCACCUCACGCACAAAAGUUUAUUCAAGCAGGAAAAAACCUUUUCAAUGGCUUGUGGUGAACAUCUACGUCAUAAACAAUGUCAUUUCUGAUAGAAGAGCAUAUUGUCAUUUCUGAAACGCACAUUUUUUUGUUACUCGAAAAGCGGCUGGCUUUGAUGUGCUAUGCUAUUCACUCGGUUGUUUGUGUAGGCUACGUAUUUUAUACUCAAUUAUAGCUCAUUUUCAAAUUUAUUCAUGAUCUUUUGAGUCACAGUCACAGAAAUCAUAAAAUGUUUAAUCCUCACCUAUAUUCGUCGAUGUUGCCCGGCCGGCCCAAAAAGGUAGAGAACAAACAAUUACGAAUACCGUAUUUUAGUUGAGGGAGUAAGAGUCUAGGUGAAAUAGCGGUAGCAGCUAGAAAUGCUCACUUGAUGGACAAUUCUGUGAAUUCAGAUACAUCAAAAUUUUUCAUAUUUAAAAAUUAUAUUCUAAUUCUAAUUUUAUUGUAUGCACUGUCUAAAAAAUAAAAGAACAUGAUUAAAUUGAUCAGAGUAAUGACUGUGAUUACGAAACUAGGCACAGGUUUUUUGAACUUUGAAGCAUUCAUGUUAUUAACUAGAGAAGUUUUGUUUCUACUUCUCUUUGGUUUUUUUCAAUUGUGAAAGUUGAAAAGCAGUUUGACUUUGGUAUUCUCUAAGAAUUUGUGUCCCAAGCGCACUGUAGUUCAUUUUGAUAAUUAUUAUUUAGCAUUUCCAUUAGUUUGAAUAUUCACACGAGUAUUGUCUGUGAUUGCUACCUUAUCAGUAUUGUAUUUAAGAGAUUUUCAUGGUUCUCUCAGCAGCUUUUCAAAGUAAUGAUGUUGAUGAUGAUCAUCAUCAUCAUUAUUAUUAUCUUAUUUUAUACUAUAUGUUCACUGUAAUUUAUAUCAAAUGUUCUAUGGAAAUUAUUCACUUUUCCUUAUGAACACAAACAAAACAGAUUUUCAUUUAAAAUCUACUCUGUAGAAACAAAAAUGAUAGAUAUUGACUUUUUCAUUAUUUUUCUGUUUUAGAUAUAAUCGAUUAUAUCGAAAUAUAUAAUGUAUUAUUUAUAAAUAUGCUACUCUUGCUCAUAUUUAUGUAGUAAUGAUUUAUAUUUAUCACUGGUUUACUUUAUUAUGCUAUUAUUUAUAAAACUUGAAUUAAUAUCUGAGGUUUAUUCAUGCAUUAGGGUUUAAGUCAUUGUUUAUUAUUUAUUUCGAUGUGAGCUCUUGGCCUGUGCGCGGGUAAAGGGAGGGAUAAUAGUGAGAAAUAAAUAGACCUACAGUUUUAGGCUAGUUCUUCGUAACCGGAGAAUGACUUUGAUGCUCAUAACUGUUGGGUCCUAACUAUACGAGCGUCAUAGAAGUUCUGAUUUUAUUCGGAACUUCUUCAAAAUGCAUGCCUUCUUAUGGGGCGCUUCUAGUUUCACUCAUAAGAGACAAUUUCAUCAUGUAUUGUAAAUGAUCUAAAAAAUUCAGCACGUUUAUGAUUCUUGUUUAGUUGGGGCUUUAGCUGAGCACUAAGAAGAAUUCUCCCUGCAGAAUAAAUAUUCUCCCUUCAGAAUAAUCUCCCUUAUAACGGGAGAGCCAAGAUCACGGCUUGUAUCUAAGCUUUGUGAUUAGUCAUAGGCGAUUCUGACUGCAAGCAAGGACUACCACUUCCCAAAGGAUUAUUUAUUGGAAAUAAUACUACAUUUCCUCCCUAGUUACAAUUUUUUCAUGGUGAUAAAAAUAUAGGUAAUAAAAGUCUUAUCAUUAAUGAAAAUGGAUUUAAUUAAAAAAUGAUAACCGAAGUUGGAUAAUAAUGCUGAAAAUUUGUUAAUGCUUGCCAGAAAUAUUAUUUAGUAGCCUUUAGCUAUCCCUUUAAUUUUCUUUGUGGUUUAAUAUGGAUAUUCUGUAAAUAUUUGUAAUUUUAUAAUUUGAUGAUAGAGAAAAGGUACAGUACUUUUAUAAAUAUAUUGCGGAUAUUAUCUUGAUUCUUUGAAAUAUUUGUUACUGAACUAAAUUUUAUAUAAUGUAAGUUGUGUGUAUUCAGUGUUAUAGGAUAUGAAAUCAAUGAAUUAAAUGAAUUAUGAUUAAUUAAA